This is a messenger RNA of Alnus glutinosa, 1152 nucleotides long. RefSeq names its product leucine-rich repeat receptor-like protein kinase TDR. Lineage: Eukaryota; Viridiplantae; Streptophyta; Magnoliopsida; Fagales; Betulaceae. Gene Ontology annotation, cellular component: plasma membrane. The coding region runs from base 1 to 1152 and encodes 383 amino acids. The transcript has a single exon. Gene Ontology annotation, molecular function: protein binding. The record is from RefSeq and is a predicted model, not a curated record. Gene Ontology annotation, biological process: hormone-mediated signaling pathway.
AUGAAGAAAAAAUAUAUUCAUUUAAAGUUAUUAUCCUUCUUAUCGAAUCUCAGGUACUUGGACAUUUCCAAUACCAAUGUUUCCGGCACUCUUGCACCUGAAUUCGGAAACCUAACGAUGCUUGAGGAGUUGCUGCUCUUCAAGACCCGAAUUUCGGGCGAAAUCCCUGCAAGUUUCGGGAACUUGAAAGCUCUAAAGGUGUUAGACCUAUCCCAAAACCAGCUAUCAGGGGCAAUUCCUCAAGAAAUAGCUUCCUUGAAGAGACUCACCAGGAUCAGCCUACUGGAAAACGAGCUGAGCGGUGAAAUACCAGAAAAUAUUGGCGAGUUACAAGAACUUGACACAUUACUCCUAUGGACAAACUCGUUGAACGGAACUCUCCCUCAAAAGCUGGGAUCCAACGGCAAGUUACAGCAUCUGGACGUGUCGACGAACUCGCUCACGGAUCCAAUCCCACAGAACCUCUGCCUUGGAAACAAGCUCUUUAAGCUCAUUCUCCUCUCCAAUCGGUUGGUCGAUCAGCUCUCGAAAUCGCUGACCAACUGCACCUCCUUGGCUUGGUUUCGGAUUCAAAACAACCAACUCAACGGCUCUAUCCCAUACGGUUUCGGGUCCUUUUCGAACCUCACCUUUGUCGACCUCAGCACCAACAAUUUCUCUGGCCCAAUUCCGGAAGAUUUCGGAAAUGCCAUCAACCUAGCGUACGUCAACAUCUCCCAAAACCAAUUUGACUCCGUUUUGCUCGACAACCUCUGGAACGCCACAGUCAUGCAAGUCUUCUCGGCCAGUUCCGCCAAGUUGAUAGGCAAAAUCCCAGACUUCGUUGGAUGUCGAAGCCUCUACAAGAUUGAGCUCCAAGGAAACUCUCUCAAUGGUUCUAUUCCUUGGGAUAUCAGUCACUGCGAGAGGCUUCUGUCUCUGAACCUGAGCCGCAAUUCCCUAACAGGUAUAAUCCCCUGGGAGAUCUCCACGCUUCCCUCAAUCACCGACGUUGAUCUUUCGCGUAAUUUUUUGACGGGCAUGAUUCCCUCCAACUUCGGUAACUGUUCCACACUACGCGUCCCACAAGUGCAAGGUGUUCUUGGUCUCGUCGCCGAUGGCCACAUGCAGCAAGCCGCUAGCUUUCCAUGGCUGGAUUCGACUGCUCCUUAA